This is a messenger RNA of Knipowitschia caucasica, 975 nucleotides long. The record is from the annotation of a GenBank genome assembly. Lineage: Eukaryota; Metazoa; Chordata; Actinopteri; Gobiiformes; Gobiidae.
AUGUUCUCCUCAGCUCCUCUCUGCUUCUCUCUGCUCUCCUCAGCUCCUCUCUGCUUCUCUCUGCUCCUCUAUGCUCUCCUCAGCUCCUCUCUGCUUCUCUCUGCUCCUCUCUGCUCUCCUCAGCUUCUCUCUGCUUCUCUCUGCUCCUCUCUGCUCUCCUCAGCUUCUCUCUGCUUCUCUCUGCUCCUCUCUGCUCUCCUCAGCUUCUCUCUGCUUCUCUCUGCUCCUCUCUGCUCUCCUCAGCUUCUCUCUGCUUCUCUCUGCUCCUCUCUGCUCUCCUCAGCUCCUCUCUGCUUCUCUCUGCUCUCCUCAGCUCCUCUCUGCUUCUCUCUGCUCCUCUCUGCUCUCCUCAGCUUCUCUCUGCUUCUCUCUGCUCCUCUCUGCUCUCCUCAGCUUCUCUCUGCUUCUCUCUGCUCCUCUCUGCUCUCCUCAGCUUCUCUCUGCUUCUCUCUGCUCCUCUCUGCUCUCCUCAGCUCCUCUCUGCUUCUCUCUGCUUCUCUCUGCUCUCCUCAGCUCUUCUCUGCUUCUCUCUGCUUCUCUCUGCUCCUCUCUGCUCUCCUCAGCUCUUCUCCGCUUCUCUCUGCUUCCCUAUGCUCUCCUCAGCUCCUCUCUGCUCUUCUCUCCUCUCUGCCCCUCUAUGUUUCCUUCAGCUCCUCUCUGCUCUUCUCUGCUCGCCUCAGCUCCUCUAUGCUCCUCUAUGCCCCCCUAUGCUCCCCUCAGCUCCUCUCUCCUUCUCUCUGCUCCCCUAUGCCCCCCCUAUGCUCCCCUCAGCUCCUCUCUCCUUCUCUCUGCUCCUCUCUGCUCCCCUAUGCCCCCCUAUGCUCCCCUCAGCUCCUCUCUCCUUCUCUCUGCUCCUCUCUGCUCCCCUAUGCCCCCCUAUGCUCCCCUCAGCUCCUCUCUCCUUCUCUCUGCUCCUCUCUGCUGCCUCCACAUCCCGGUGCAGCCUCACGCCGGCUGUCAGAUCCCAUUACCUAA